AUGGCCCAGAGAGAUCGCGCGACGCCAACCAGAGACCCUCGACGAACGGAGCUGUCCGGUCCCAGCGCUCUCGGCGCGACUGACUUGCGCUGCCGCUCGACUGCCGCCACCCCGCGGGCCCGCCCCCGGGCCCGCCCCGCCGCGCUCUGGGCUCCUAUUGGUGGACCCUAUCUUCUAGGGCGGAGAAUUAAAAUAUCAGCUUACAUCAGAACGGGAGAGGCGGGCUCCGGGCCCGGGCUGCAGCGCCAGGAGCGGGAGCGCCUGGCGGACUCCGCGCUGGGCCAGCCCGGCCUGGGAGCGGAGUGGAGCCGCGUGCCUGGGUGCUGCCAGCCGAGCUUGGGCUCCGUCCGGGCGGGAACCAGCGACCCUACCCACCCCCAGACCCAAGACGUUGGUUUUCGUUAUCUUGAUAUCAUCCAGCUGGCAGCUGCCACUGUGCUCGUCCACGGUGCUCGUCCACGGUGCUCGUCCACGGUGCUCGUCCACGGUGCUCGUCCACGGUGCUUGUCCAUGGUGCUGCUAGUCACCUGUGUGGAUUCUGGUCUCUACAGAGCUGGCUUCUGCUGCAGGAAGUUCCUUGCUUUCAAGGGGUAUCCAAGGCUUUGCAGAGUCAGCAAUUCUCUGACUUGGGCCCCUGCUGGCUUCAAGUUCAUCUUGACCUGGAGACAGGUGUGUGAGAGAGAUGCUGCUGGCUCAUCUCCCUGGCUACCCAGGACACCUGGCUGGGGCCUGCUGUACCACCGCCUAGGCCUGGCUGCUAUCUCAGCACAAAGUUUACCCGAUGCUGAGGUGCCCAGCGAGGCCCUUAGUUUCCACGGGGAUGCCACCGGCGCGCAGGUGCAUCUGGAUGACAUGCGGAGCACAGCGCACAGGCGCUCUACAUUCCACGAUGGCAUCGUGUUCAGCCAGCGGCCAGUGUGGCCCGGUGAGCGUGUUGCGCUGCGCGUGCUGCGACAAGAGAAAGGCUGGUGCGGUGGCCUCCGCGUGGGCUUCACGCGCCUCGACCCUGCACACGUGGCUGCGUCCUGCUUGCCGCCUUUCGUGUGCCCGGACCUAGAGGAACAGAGUCCCACGUGGGCAGCGCUGCUUCCAGAGGGCUUCGUUCGUGCGGGGAAUGUGGUCUGUUUCUGGGUGAACCGGAGAGGCUGGCUCUAAGCCAAGGUCAACGCUGGCCGCCCCCUCGUGCUGCGCAAAGACGUACUGGUCCAGGGCGCCCCUCUCUGGGCGGUGAUGGAUGUGUACGGGACCACGAAAGCCAUUGAGCUGCUGGAUCCCAAAGCCAACGCCUGGAUCAUCAGCGGGGAAGCUAUGCCGGAGUCUGAAGUUGCAUCAGGAGAGGAGUGUGUCAUCUGCUUCCACAACACCGCCAACACCCGCCUCAUGCCCUGUGGCCACUCACACUUCUGCAGCUCCUGUGCCUGGCACAUCUUCAAAGACACGGCCAGGUGCCCCAUGUGCCGCUGGCAGAUCGAGGAGGUGGCUGUGGAAUCUU
Molecule: messenger RNA, 1492 nt
Organism: Alexandromys fortis (reed vole)
Lineage: Eukaryota; Metazoa; Chordata; Mammalia; Rodentia; Cricetidae
Gene: Neurl3
Product: neuralized E3 ubiquitin protein ligase 3
Exons: 8
Coding region: 1-1155 (384 amino acids)
Biological process (GO): negative regulation of Notch signaling pathway
Cellular component (GO): postsynaptic density; plasma membrane
Molecular function (GO): ubiquitin protein ligase activity
Source: RefSeq, a predicted model, not a curated record